Molecule: messenger RNA, 1421 nt
Organism: Impatiens glandulifera
Lineage: Eukaryota; Viridiplantae; Streptophyta; Magnoliopsida; Ericales; Balsaminaceae
Product: TATA-binding protein-associated factor 2N
Exons: 8
Coding region: 127-1170 (347 amino acids)
Molecular function (GO): RNA binding
Source: RefSeq, a predicted model, not a curated record
CUUUCUCAUAGCUGAGGUUUUAGCCUCUCUCUCUUCCUUCUCACAAAAGGGGUUUCGGGCUUUAUUCCUUGGAAAAUCCAGAUCGUAUUUCACCCCUUCUUUUUCAUCUCUGUAUCAUCUUCUUCAAUGGAUCGGUAUCAGAAAGUUGAGAAACCGAAACCUGAAGCGCCUAUUAACGAGAAUGAAAUCCGAAUCACUUCGCAGGGUUUGGUCAGGAACUACAUCAGUUAUGCCACAAGUCUUCUUCAGGAAAAGCGGGGAAGAGAAAUUGUCUUAAAAGCAAUGGGACAAGCAAUUGGCAAGACAGUAGCCAUUGCUGAAAUCUUGAAGAGAAGAAGUCCUUGGCUGCAUCAGGAUACUUCCAUCAGUUCAGUAAGCAUAACUGAUGUGUUUGAACCAGUUGAAGAGGGUCUUCAAACUGUGGAGCAGACCCGACAUGUCUCAAUGAUUUCCAUCACAUUGUCUUGCAAUGAGCUAAACAGGAACUCCCCAGGAUAUCAAGCUCCAUCUCAAAUGGAUCAAACAAAGACCGAUGAAAAGAAUUAUCAGCAGCAACAACUACCCAGACAAGCAAAUGCCUCAUACAAUGCUGUUAAUGAUGAUUCAUAUGGUCGAGGGCGAGGACGUGGUAGAGGGAGAGGAAGGGUUUCAAACAGAGGUGGUUAUGGGAACUAUCAAGACAGAGGUGGAUAUGGAAACUAUCAAGACAGAGAUGGAUAUGGAAACUACCAAAAUAGAGGUGGAUAUGGAAACUAUCAAGACAGAGGUGGAUAUGGAAACUAUCAAGGCAGAGGUGGAUAUGGAUAUGGGAACUAUCAAAACAGAGGUGGAUAUGGGAACUAUCAAGACAGAGGUGGAUAUGGAAAUCAUCAAGACAGAGGUGGAUAUGGAAACUAUCAAGACAGAAGCGGAUAUGCGAAUUAUCAAGACAGAAGUGGAUAUGGGAACUAUCAAGAAAAUGAUGGAUAUCAAAACUGGGGCCAAGGUGGUGGCCGCGGCAGAGGCAGGGGGGGAUACCAUGGUGGUGGAUUGGACAGGGCCAGAGGUGGAGGAGGCAGCCGGGGAGGUUAUGGGGGUGGGCGUGGAAGGAUGGGCGGUGGCGGCGGCGGCGGCGGCGGCGGCGGGCGUGGAAGGGGGAGUAGUAACAGAGAGGGGGAGCAGCAGCAGUAAGUAAAUGGUAAAUCAAAAUGUGGAGAGAUUUUGUCAUAUUGUGUCUCAAUGCUUAUUGUGUUUUGUUUGAAUAUCUUGAACCUGUGGCUUUCAGGUUCACUAGCGUUCUCUGUUUUUUCUUUCUCCCAUCUCUUCAAGAAUCUUAUAUUCUUUUGUUGCUUAUAUGUUGAACAAAGUAGAACUUUCUUUUGUUAUCUGAAUACCUUUUUUUUUUUACCAUUUUGUUGAUACUUUAAUGAACUUUUUGUCAA